Suillus subalutaceus is the source of this 1011-nucleotide messenger RNA. RefSeq lists its product as uncharacterized. NCBI's taxonomy places the organism in Eukaryota, Fungi, Basidiomycota, Agaricomycetes, Boletales, Suillaceae. The transcript has 9 exons. The record is from RefSeq and is a predicted model, not a curated record. The coding region runs from base 233 to 823 and encodes 196 amino acids.
UUACUGGACCACCUGCAGUUGGUCUUACGUUGCGUUACACUUACGUUCAUUGUGUCACGGUCUAUGUUGUUGAAUGACGACUGGCGCUUCAUGACACGCACCGCUUUGUGGUCCAUGUCGAAGCUAUGGGUAGUAUAAAACACGCGAGUGUUUAGGAUGGGCACCCCAUCAACUCGAACAUCUCAAAUAUUCUGUAGCACAGAUUUUAUAUUUCAGCUUCAAUCAGUCCAGUAUGGCAUACAUGCAACCCAACCAAUCGAUUGUGAACUCUGGUGGAGCCGGGUCUCCUGGGUACUACGCUUGGCAAGCCAAUCCUGCCCCUCACCCCUUGACGAUAGGUACCGAGAUGCCACUAUAUUGGGGCGCCAGCAAUGGAAGACAAGUGAAGCGUGUUCCACGCUUGCGGGAAUUUACUCCUUCUCAGCAGAGCUUCCCCGGCAUCCUUUUUAGCGUUAAUGGUUGGGGCGGUGUUACAGUUGUUGAUUAUCCGACUGACAUGGUAUUCGCUCAUCACGGCUGGCGAACAACUACUCUGGCACUAAAUUGGCCCGGAUACAUACCCAACCGUUCUUCGGAUGCGUCUCGUCGUCGCUUUAGCACAUAUAUGAAUGGUAACAUACCGAUGACUCGUCAGGGGUUCGCCAAAGUGAUUGCCGAGCUGAUUCAAGAUCUUUACCACUGUGCAAAGGACAAGCCCGUUGCACGUGGUUGGGAAGAUUGGGGAUUCAGCGAAAACAAAGUUGAUCCGUCGAAGGUGUUUAUCCUAUCGGCCCAUUAUUACAGGAAUGUUUGGGUCCCUGAGCUCUACGUCGAUAUACCAUGAUACGACACAAUAGCACAGACAUAUAUCUUUAAUUUUCAAGUCACUAACAUUCCCUAUACGAAUCACGACACUCCAUUGCGCCUACCUUACAAUGUCAUUAAUUCAUUAGCCGGUCUAAUGUUUAUCGUUUUUAUUAGGUACUAGCUAUCACGCGCAUGCAUAUCGAUCGUACCCUAUUUGAGCACAAA